This is a messenger RNA of Colletotrichum aenigma, 387 nucleotides long. RefSeq lists its product as uncharacterized. NCBI's taxonomy places the organism in Eukaryota, Fungi, Ascomycota, Sordariomycetes, Glomerellales, Glomerellaceae. The record is from RefSeq and is a predicted model, not a curated record. Bases 1 to 387 code for a protein of 128 amino acids. The transcript has 2 exons.
AUGCUAGCCCAGACCAGACCGAAAAUACCUUACCACGCUCGUCUGUUGUCUGCGCGCCACCGCACCAAGAGACACACCUUUUUUCACUGUUCCUGUGGAUCCGCACCUCGAAUUGUUGCCCAAACCGCCUUUCUCUGCCCGUCACCACGCCGCCCAGGGGUGGAUGAGUCUUUGUCUUGUCUAGAAAGCCCUCUUUGCACCGGUUUGCGCGCCGCCGCGCCCACCGCUGGUUUGAUUCAGCAUCAAUCCCUCACCACCCGACGCAACACUCGCAAACCGCCAUCGGACUCUCAGGGCCGAGAUCCUUGGCCCGCAGCUCAAACCCGGCCGGGCCCCUUGCCAUACGGAUUGGUUCCUGGCCCUUAUCUUCAGGUCAACAUUCUGUAA